Molecule: messenger RNA, 1329 nt
Organism: Aureobasidium vineae
Lineage: Eukaryota; Fungi; Ascomycota; Dothideomycetes; Dothideales; Saccotheciaceae
Source: the annotation of a GenBank genome assembly
AUGGCUCCUACAUCAUUCUAUAUCCAAGCUCUCCCUCUGUUGUCGGGGUUGGUCUUGGCAGCAGAUUUCCCUAGCCUUCCCAAGGACUUGACCACUCCUGUACAACAACGUAUCGCCUUCAAGGGUCCUAAUGCAAACAGCUUGACUUCUCAAGCAUGUUCUACUCAGUCCUUGACUUAUGGUACCUCUCGCACUUGGGCCAACUCGGUCACCCUCUCUGGACUUGAUGCUGCUACUACAUACUACUACAAGAUCAACUCGACCAACUCGACUGUCAACCAGUUCAAGACUGCCCGUGCUCCGGGAGACACGACUAGCUUCAAUCUAGAUGUUGUUGUUGAUCGCGACAUUCCCUACAUCGAGCCUGCUUUGAAUCACACUACUAUUGCUGCACUCGCUCGCACCAUUGACAACUACGAGUUUGUGCUGCACCCAGGAGAUUUCGCAUACGCAGACGACUGGUACCUCACGCCCAAGAACUUGGCUCCCAUUGCAGGCAGAAAGCCCUACAUGGCAUCACCCGGAAACCACGAAGCCGCUUGCACAGAGAUUCCCUACACCACUGGUUUGUGCCCCGAAGGUCAGAAGAACUUCACCGACUUCAUGACUAGAUUCGAGGGACUUAUGCCUACUGCAUUCCCCUCUUCAUCCAAGAACGCAACUGCUCAGGCUUCAGCAAAGAAGGCCCAAGCAUUGGCCAACCCGCCUUUCUGGUACUCAUUCGAGUACGGCAUGGCUCAUAUUGUCAUGAUCGACACCGAGACUGACUUCCCCUCCGCACCUGAUGGUAAGGACGGCAGUGCCGGUCUGGGUGCUGGUCCCUUUGGUCAAACCCCUACCCAACAACUUCAGUUCUUGGACGCUGAUCUAGCCUCUGUUGACCGCACUGUCACUCCUUGGGUCAUUGUAGCUGGCCACCGUCCCUGGUACAGCACCGGCGCCUCCAAAAACAUCUGCGGCCCUUGCCAGACAGCCUUUGAACCCCUGUUCUACAAAUACGGCGUGGACUUGGGAGUCUUCGGCCAUGUCCACAACUCUCAACGCUUUAACCCUGUCUACAACAAUGUUGCCGACACUGCUGUUCUCAAGAAUCCCAAGGCUCCUGCAUACAUUAUUGCAGGAGGAGCUGGUAACAUUGAAGGCUUGAGUGCUGUUGGUGCCAACUAUUCGACCAAUGUGUUUGCGUACGGCGAUGAGUUCAGCUAUGCGACACUGAAUUUCCAGGAUGCGAAGAAUUUGCAGAUCAACUUCUUGAGAAGCGAUACUGGUGAGUUGUUGGAUUCGAGUGUGUUGUACAAGGAGCACAAUGUUGCUUUUAUCAGAAAUUGA